CAGCCAAAAAAGUCAAACGUCUACCUACGUAACGUUAUGUUAUUUAUUUAUUAAAAUACUACUUUGCUAAUAACUAUUUAACAAACCUAAACACUUCAAUUAGUUUAAUUAAACGUCGUUGUGCUAGUUGUCUUUCAGAAAUGGCAUCGUUAGCUAUUAAAGUAAAAAGUAAAAACGGCCAGCAGAUAUUAAAAGACUUGACCUCUGAUAGUACCGUGGGUGAACUAAAAAUGUUUCUAUCUAGUCUUACAGAUGUAAGCUGUGAGAAUAUAAGCGUUUUACUAGGCUAUCCGCCUAAACCUCUGGACAUUAGUAACAAUGACAAAAAAUUGUGUGAAAUAGGAUUGAAAACCGGUGAAACAUUAAUUAUAGAAGAGAAAUCUGUAUCUGUUGGAGAGAGUGUGCCUCAAGCUAGUAAAGAUAAACCAAUUGAGAACGGAAUUGUGUCCCAUGAAGACCAGACUCCUUGUAGGCCUGGCAUUUUAAUGAAGAAAGUUGUUCCUUCAGAUAAUUCUUGCCUUUUUACUAGUAUAGGGUUUGUGUUAAACGGCAAUGUAGAUACGACAGUUCACACUCUCAUGCGACAAAUCAUAGCGAUGGAAGUGGCUAGUGACCAUGAGACAUACAAUGAGGCAAUGCUAGGAAAGCCCAACGCUGAGUACUGUGCAUGGAUUCAGCAGCCAAGUUCUUGGGGAGGAGCUAUUGAGGUAGCAAUUUUAUCUAGAUUUUAUGGCUUGGAAAUGGCUGUUGUAGACACAUUAAAUGCAAUCAUCAAUAGAUUUGGAGAAGACAAGAAUUAUGGACAGAGAGUAUUUUUAUUGUUUGAUGGGGUGCACUAUGAUCCUUUAUAUUUGGAGCAAUCUGAUGGUGGAAUCCAAACUGUGUUCCCCGCUGAAGAUAUGGAUAUUUACAAAGAAGCGGAACAGCUUGCCAAAGAAGCAAAAUCGUCUAGACAAUUCACGGACUUGAAUAAAUUCACUUUAAAAUGUCAAAUCUGUGACAAGCUCCUCACGGGUCAGGUUGAGGCGCAGAAGCACGCUAAAGAAACAAUGCACACAAGCUUUGGAGAAGUCUAGCAUUUGCUAAAAGAACCAAAACGGAGUUUGUUAUCAUCACUCAACAAGAUGCUACAGAAAUUUCUUCAAGCUCAUAACUAGAUUGUUACUAUAAAAAUAUUUGAGCAAUUGUGAAUUAGUUAUUAUCAAAGAGAUUUAAUAAUAUAUACUAUAGAGUGGCCAUUAGGGAAUUUUUAUACAGAUUUGGUCUUAUGAGUGACACCAUCUAGUUUUAAUUAGAAAAACGAAAAUAUCAUUUAUUUUUGUGUGUCUGUGCUUUUCGGCACGUUUUUGUGAAGAAUGUUACAAUCUUAUUAGAAUAACUAGGAUUUUCAAAACUGUUGUUUAUGCUUGAGAUAAUGUAUUUCAAUGUCCAGUCUAUUGUUAUAUACCAUUUAAAUACCUUUGGAGUUUGGUCAUGUAACAUAAUAUAUUUCAUUACAUUAAAGAUUAUAAAUAUAAGAAAUAUUGCAAUAAAUAAUUAUAUAUUUCAUGUUAAUAAUUGUUUUAGCUACUUAAUAAUAUAUAUUAUAUACCAUGAUUAUUUUUUGAGACUGAAAUAGAUUUACAUAAACAAAUGUCUUAUAGUUUAUGUAAUAAGUUUUUGCUAUGUUCUGGAGCUAGUAUUAAAUAUAGAAAAAGUAAGAGAUUGAAAAUUUGUAAAUUCACUAAGUGCUGAUAUAGUAAGUACCGAAAUAACUGUUACAAUUUGAUAAUUUUUUACGUAAUAUUUAUAGAAAGUAUAUUGAUAAUAUUGGGACAAUUAUUGGAUUUGAAAAGAGAUUGCAUAGAGCAAGGGCUAGAAAUGUAGCAAUUUGUAAUAUUUAACAUCAUUGUUCAUCGCCAACACCAGAUUAUUUACUAAUGACAAUAAACAUAAGUUUUGGUUCUUGUAGAUAUUAUGUUCAUAGCAUGUGUGCAUAUUUUAACUUCAUUUUUGCACUUAUUAAUUCGUGUUCCUUCGAUUUUUAUCAAUGCAUUUUUUUUUAAAUAUGUAAUUAUUAUUAUCUUAGAUCAUACCAUUUUACCAAUACAAUGUCAUUGAUAUGUUUGAAUUAUUACAUGAAUUAUUUAGUUCUAGCUGGGAAAGUUGACUUGGAAAUGCAAAUAAACACCAUCAUUUUA
This is a messenger RNA of Colias croceus (clouded yellow), 2180 nucleotides long. RefSeq names its product ubiquitin thioesterase OTU1 (gene Yod1). Gene Ontology annotation, molecular function: cysteine-type deubiquitinase activity. Gene Ontology annotation, biological process: protein deubiquitination; endoplasmic reticulum unfolded protein response. The record is from RefSeq and is a predicted model, not a curated record. The transcript is spliced from 4 exons. The coding region runs from base 141 to 1076 and encodes 311 amino acids. NCBI's taxonomy places the organism in Eukaryota, Metazoa, Arthropoda, Insecta, Lepidoptera, Pieridae. Gene Ontology annotation, cellular component: nucleus; cytosol.